AUGGCUCACUUCCCAUUCAACUCCUGCGCUGAGCUAUGCACUGGAUUAAAGGACACACCCGUCUCUCCCCUUCCUCUGAGCUACGUAUCUCGUUCGCCAACAAGUGGUAUCAAUCCUAUUCUCAGCCGAACGCAUAAACUCAGAUCGGAGUGUUACAGUGCACGCGAUGUACCAAAUUCCAGAGUCUCAAUGGGCCCAGGACCAGGCGAAAUACUCGUCAACAUCAAGUACUCCGGUGUUUGUCGAUCAGACCUGCAUAUAUGGAAAGGGGACUACCCCAUCAGGGGAAAGGAGGACCUCAUCGGUGGCCACGAAGGAGCGGGGGUGGUAGUUGCUAUUGGGGACGGAGUGGAAGAUAUCGAGAUAGGGGAGCAUGUAGGAGUGCAGUGGAUCAACGGCUCUUGCGGUAAGUGUGAGGCAUGUGCAAGGGACGGCGACAUUCUACGCUGUGGCAAACCCUCAUACUCUGGAGGCACCGUGGAUGGUACUUUCCAGGAAUAUUGCAUUUGUAAAGCCCGUAGUGCAGUGCGCAUCCCAAAAGAUUAUGAUCUCGAACUGGCUGCGCCGGUUCUCUGUGCUGGUGUUACGUCCUACAAAGCAAUCCUUGAGUGCGAAGCCCACGCUGGGGACUUAGUCGGUGCCGGCGGCGGCCUGGGAAGCUUGGCCUGUCAGUAUGCCAAAGCACUUGGAUAUCGAGUCUUGGCUAUCUCCAGCGGAGAGGAGAAGCAUCGACUAUGCAUCGAUCAAUUGGGGGCAGAAUACUUCGUGGACUACAAACGUUCGAAAGACAUCGUGUCCGAAGUUCGGUCAAUCGAACCGGAUGGUCCCCAUGCAGUGGUGGUUGUGGCUUCAACGAUGGAGCCCUUCCAAACAGCGCUUCAGUAUGUGAGAUUCGGCGGAACGGUGGUGAUGGUAGGACUUCCACCUGGAGGAGUGAUCGCAGCAGACGUUAUGCAAAUGGUCUUCCGCACAAUCAAUAUCAAAGCGUCUUACGUUGGGACGAGAGCGGAAACUGAAAAAGCACUGGAAAUCUUUUUCACCAAGACGUUCUUCGCACCGUUUCAGACGGUCGAGCUGAAAGACCUUCCACUUGUUUUUAAUCGGAUGCAGGAAGGCGACUCGAAUAUGAUUCUUCACGACUAUCUCUUAAAGAACUCGCAGCUACGACUAAUUGGAUGUUGCAAUGAGCUCAACGCUGGUUAUGCCGCCGAUGGUUACGCCCGCACCUCUCCCACAAAAGUCUCUGUGGUAAUUGUGCCAUACAUGGUUGGAGGAUUGUCCAUUCUGAAUGCCAUUUGUGGAGCAUGCUCAGACCGAUUGAAAGUUAUCGUGAUUUCAGGCUGCCCUAACAGUGAUUCGGUGGCGAGUUCCACCCUGCUUCACCACACGCAUGCGCCUGGCGGCAAAGACCAAGCGCUCAAUGCAUUCAAGGGAGUGACGGUUGCAGCUCUUCGGUUGAAUCCUUCGGAACGCCCCCGCGAGGCACUAGAUAACGCCCUGGCUCAAUGCCUUGAAUCUUCACUCCCAGUAUACAUCGAGAUCCCAAAUGAUUUGGUGGGGAUUUCAUGUCCUUCUCCACGUCCGCUGAGUGAAUUGAUUAUUUCCCCGUCAUCGCACGAUCGUGGUACUGUGGGAGCAAUUGUGGAACUCUUUUCCUCGGCCUCCCGCCCAAUACUAGUUAUUGGGGGUCUCAUGCAGUCUUGUGCAGCCCACCCAUUAGUCGAAGCAUUGGUCGAGAAGCUGGGAUGCCCUGUCCUCUGUCAGCCUGACGCCAGACUCGUCUCAUCCUUUCAUCCACAGUACUACGGGAUCUUUUGGCCAGGCAUUGUUGACAACAACACAGAGAUCAUCCAGGAUGCUGACCUCGUGCUAGCACUCGGAGUACAUUGGGGAGAUCUUCAUACGUUCGGGAAAUUUAGCAUUGACCCGGAGCGUCAUCGUCUGAUUGACGUACAAUAUGACAGCGUCCACUUGCCCAACGGUCGUUCAUUGAAGCACAGCGGUCUGAGGGAUAUCAUCGGCAAUCUUAUGCUGUCGGAUGUGGGAACUAAGACAUAUGCGACCCGCCAGGCAACCGAAUACCUCGGACAACGAUCUGAGUCUUGUAUGAAAAAUUCAAGUGGAUCUCAUUUGACGGUAACCAGUGUGCUGGACAACAUCCAAGGGCUUAUCAAUGAAAAAAGCACGAUAGUAGCCGACUGUGGCCAAACAUGGUUUGCUGCAAUCCGCCUCAGUCUCCCAUCCAUGGCCACCUGCCAUAUGCAAUUGCUAUAUGCUUCUCUUGGCUGGAGUUUGCCUGCUACCUUGGGCUGUCAACUCGCUCGUCCAGAGGGUCGAACCAUACUUCUCGUUGGAGAUGGCGCUUUUCAAAUGACGGCUCAGGAGUUGAGCACAAUGGUUCGCAUGCGCUUGAACCCGAUUAUCCUAGUGUUCAACAAUCUAGGAUACAAAACAGAAACUGUGAUCAAUGACGGUCCUUAUAACUAUAUUGCCAACUGGAGAUAUUCCCAGUUCCCUGCUUUGCUUGACGAACCUUCCCAUGCUCCUGACCAGUAUAAAGCACCACCGAACAGCAAUCCUACGAUGUUGUGCUUCAAGAUCAUGACUCGGCAGGACCUCAUGGAUGCUGUGCGGUUAGUUCGGAAAGAGCCAGAAAAACUCGCCUUUUUGGAACUCUGCAUCCAGCCAGACGACGCCUGUGAUGACCUUCAACACCUAGGGCGUUUGGUAACUGGGAAAAGCUCUGUUGAACCUGUGGAAACGGCAUCGAAUCCUUCAAUGAUCGACAUCCCUCGUGCAGCUUCAUUAUCAAAUGGCCCCAACCCGCGAUACUCGACCUUUACUGCUAAUCGGCUCAACAAACAAUUGGCAACCAGCAUACCCAAUGGCACCCAGCUUCCCACCAACUCAACGUACACAGAGCAUAUGAUCACCGUCGCAUGGACUUCUGAGAAUGGUUGGGGAGAUCCGGAGCUCGUUCCACAUGGUCCCAUCUCUUUGAUGCCCGCAGCAAGUGUCCUGCAGUACGCUACCACAUGUUUCGAGGGUCUGAAGGUGUAUAGGGGGCACGACGGGAAACUGCGGCUUUUCCGUCCGUUGAAAAACUGUGCAAGGAUGGUUAAAUCAGCAGCCCGGAUUUCCUUGCCCACAUUUGACGAAACCGAACUUUUGGAACUCAUUCAGACACUCUGUGCCGUCGAUGGCCCACACGCGCUGCCUGUUGACCAGCCCAUGGGGGAGCUUUAUAUCCGGCCGACUCUGAUCGGCACAGAACCGUAUCUUGGUGUAAAGACGCCGCAGGAAGCGCUUUUGGUUAUUGUCAUGUCUCGGAUGGCGAAUUUCGUGUCAACAACCGAGGAAAUCAAGUCGAUCAGCCAGGGCCUGACACUCUCCGAAAAUCCCAAAGACAUAAUACGAGCGUGGCCUGGAGGGGGGUUGCAGCUAGCUACACCACCACUUGUUGAUCAGUUAAUACUUCCUGGGGUGACCAGGCAGUCUAUACUGGAUCUGGCACGAGAGAGGCUGUCCCCACAGACACGGUUGUCUAAUGGGACCGACCACGCUGUGGAACCUCUAGACGUCUCGGAACGGAAAAUCACCGUUAAUGAUGUGCUCGACGCUGCAGAUGAGGGUCGUCUUUUUGGUGCAUUUGCGGUAGGCACGGCAUCCUGCAUCUUGCCUGUCUUUCGAAUCAGAUUUGAGUCUCGGGAAAUCACCAUGGGGGAGGAGGUACUACCCUACGUCUCGGCUUUCAAGGGCUGGCUAUCAGACAUCCUUUUCGGCUACAAACCCAGCCCAUGGGCCGUGGAAGUUAGAGAAGAAAUUUGA
Aspergillus terreus NIH2624 is the source of this 3828-nucleotide messenger RNA. RefSeq names its product alcohol dehydrogenase I. Bases 1 to 3828 code for a protein of 1275 amino acids. NCBI's taxonomy places the organism in Eukaryota, Fungi, Ascomycota, Eurotiomycetes, Eurotiales, Aspergillaceae. The record is from RefSeq and is a predicted model, not a curated record. The transcript is spliced from 12 exons. Gene Ontology annotation, molecular function: oxidoreductase activity; magnesium ion binding; zinc ion binding.